UGCUGAACGCAUUCCAGUCGAUUUCCGCCUGUGACGUCAAAGAGGAAAAUGGCAGACUUCGAUGCUUUUGAAUCAGCUCCUACUGAUGAGGUAGACCCUGCUGCUGACUUUUUAGCAAGAGAACAGUCGGAGUUAGCCGGUCUGGAAGAUGAUAACUUUGGCGAAGGACAACAGUUCACACAAGACUUUGAUGGGUUUGGACAAAAUCAAGAACAAGUAACAGUGGUUCAGAGUUCUUCUGAUGGCGGAUUGGCCGAUUUUGAAAUUUUAGGUGGUGGAAAUGAUGGCUAUGGAGGUGACAAUGGAUCACAGCAAUAUGGAGGCUAUAAUGAAGGCCUCAAUGAAAAUGAAAUCCCAAGUAAUGGGCCAAGUAACAUGUAUGAGGCAAUAUCCCAGCAAGAUACCAUGAGAGCAGUUCCAGAGAAAAUAAAAAUCUGGCGUGAAGAACAAAAGACAAGACUGGAGAAAAAAGACUCUGAAGAAGAAAAGCGUAAAAAAGAAUUGAAAGAGAAAGCAAAGAAAGAGCUUGAUGACUGGUACAAACAUCACACGGAACAGUUGGAGAAAACAAAAGAGAACAACAGGAAACAUAAUGAUGUAACUGAAUCCCAAGGGGCCGCUGAAACUGCAUUUGUCAAGGAUCGUGAUGAAAAGGUCACCGGUCAAGCAUGGGAGAAAAUAACCCGCCUUUGUGAAUUUAACCCAAAGAACUCAAAGAACACAAAAGAUGUAUCUAGGUUCAGGUCUAUCUUGUUGCAACUGAAACAGACACCAUUAGUGCGUUAGGUAUUGUGUGCAAUUAGAAGCUAAUUGUACAUUUGUCAUUUUUAUGUUAGUCACCAGCAAAUGUUUUAAUAAUUAUGGUAUAUAAAUGUCCAACUUCUAAAAUAAAAUAUUAGUUUUCAGUGAAUAAGUAGAAUUAUCUCUACAGAAUAAAUGUUUUUAUAGUGUAUCCUUUUAGCUUUUGAAUGUUAGAUAUUUUAGCCAAUUUUUUUUUCCCAAAGUAUGUAUUUUAGUACAAGAUAAAAUGUAGAAAACUAUGCCAAUAGAUAGUUAUAUUGCACAAAAAUAGAAACAUGUCAACUGGUUUCUAAAUUUUUAUUUUGGCUGCAACCCUAAUUAAAGUAAAUCAUAAAGAGACAUUUAAAAUGACCAAUUUGUGUUUGUGAGUGUAAUGAAUGAAAGGAGGAAGUAUUGUUUAUUUAUAUAAUUAUUUUUUUUUACCUUCCCUUAUCAAUCACAUAAUCUGGAUAUUAAUCUGUAAAAAUCAUUUCUACAGAUCAUUACAGAAAUAUCAAAUUCAUGUUCCUUGGCAUUAGAAAAUAUAAAUUUUUAUGUUUGGUAAGAACUUAGAAUUCUUAAUUAUUCAUUCUUCAAAAAAUAAAAUUACUUUUAAUAUGUUCAAAAUUGUAUCUCUAUAGAUAGUUGCCGCUGUUUUAUAUCUAGUGUGUAUAGAUCAAUGUUGUCUUUAUCUCAUGUUUAGCCUGUAAAAUAAUUUUCUUAUUCUCUGAACUUAACCUUAGUAUACCCAUCACUUGUACCCUACCCUUAUCCUUUGUUCCAAAAAUGCAAAUAUUGUUUGGCUGUUAGUGGUUGGAUCUGUUUUAUUGUGAUAUUCACUGUGUCGUACAUUCAGUUCAUUCCAUUACAGAAGCCUUGGUUGUUUGUUUUCUCUGAUCAUUGAUCAACAUUAAAGUAAGGAAUGUUUUUUUUUUGUUAAGUUGGGAUUGCUGUCAGUGUGAUGAGAAACCCUGUUUAUUGUCAGCCCAUUUAAUAUUCACCAUAACAAUUAGUUGUUCUUUUUAUGUACGACUGAAUUAAUUUAUAAAUAAAGAGACAUGAGAUUUUA
Messenger RNA from Physella acuta, 1849 nucleotides. RefSeq names its product clathrin light chain A. Lineage: Eukaryota; Metazoa; Mollusca; Gastropoda; Physidae. Gene Ontology annotation, cellular component: clathrin coat of trans-Golgi network vesicle; postsynaptic endocytic zone cytoplasmic component; clathrin coat of coated pit. Gene Ontology annotation, biological process: intracellular protein transport; clathrin-dependent endocytosis. Gene Ontology annotation, molecular function: structural molecule activity; clathrin heavy chain binding. The record is from RefSeq and is a predicted model, not a curated record.